Solanum stenotomum is the source of this 852-nucleotide messenger RNA. RefSeq lists its product as uncharacterized. The record is from RefSeq and is a predicted model, not a curated record. The transcript has 2 exons. Bases 51 to 734 code for a protein of 227 amino acids. Lineage: Eukaryota; Viridiplantae; Streptophyta; Magnoliopsida; Solanales; Solanaceae.
ACAAAUAGGGAUAUCCUCUAAUCUCUGCCUUUGUAGUAAGAGAAAUAAAAAUGUUGAUUUCAGGGAAAUCCAUUACAAUUUCCGCUCUUCUUCUCCUCCUCUUCGCGGCGUCUUCUCUGUGCUUCACCGUCAGCAUUGCGUCAGAAUCCGGCGACCCAAUACCUACUCCAUGGCCGGAGCAAUUUCAUUCGAUUCUCUUCAUGAAUAACAACAAGGGGAAUCUACAGAUCGUUGAUUUGUGGUACGAUUUUCCUAACGGCCGGAACUUCAACAUUAUCCAAAAUCAAUUGGGAAAACUCCUUUACGAUUUGGAAUGGAAUAACCACACUUCGUUCUACUACACUUUGGACGCUAACAAAGAGUGCAGGGUCGCGCAUUUUCCGGUGGGACUCCUUAGACCCACUUGGCUACAAGACGGAAAUUAUCUGGGACAGAGAUAUAUGGAUGGAUUUCUCUGCAAUGUCUGGGAAAAAGUUGAAUUCAUUACCUACUACGAAGAUGUUGUUACUAAGAGACCUGUUUACUGGGCUUUUUACACAGGUAUGAUUGCACAUGUAAUGACAUUUGAAGUAGGAAAAGUGCUAGAGGAUCCAAAAUGGCAAGCCCCUGUUUACUGUUUCAAAGAGGCAAAAGAAGAACAAGAGAUAUCAUCUCCUGUUAGGUUGGUUACUGAUAAUGAUGUUUCCAUUGGCAGACUCAUGGGAGCAGCUAUGGAUGUUUCUUUACCGUUCUAAUUCUUGUUGCAUUUCCAUGUUUGUUCUUUAUGAUGUUGUUCCUUUGGACCAUAAGACGAAUGGGUAACAACUUAUUUGUAUUCAUGUUUAUAUCAAGUCAAUAAAUGAAUGAUAUAUA